Molecule: messenger RNA, 1605 nt
Organism: Fusarium odoratissimum NRRL 54006
Lineage: Eukaryota; Fungi; Ascomycota; Sordariomycetes; Hypocreales; Nectriaceae
Product: CMGC/SRPK protein kinase
Exons: 3
Coding region: 177-1139 (320 amino acids)
Biological process (GO): regulation of mRNA processing; protein phosphorylation; spliceosomal complex assembly
Molecular function (GO): ATP binding; protein kinase activity
Source: RefSeq, a predicted model, not a curated record
GAGGUUCUAAAAAUAUCGGGUUGCGGACUGGGCGACAGGGAUUAAAUGUGCCGCAUCAUCCGAUCGUCACUACAAAACUUAACCUGGAGCGACAAGAUGAUUCGACGUUUCGAAGCUUCCAGGCUUCGCUGAUCAUCUUGGAUGCAGUGGAAGAGACAUUGAGAUUGGUAACGGCGAUGGUUAGUGCGAACCUUUUGAGGGCGGCGCGGAUACGGAUCUCGGUUCCAUCAAUUGCUGUUGCAUUCUUUCCUACCCACGUACGUCAAUAUCACGGCAGCCAAACACCAGCACAAGAGUACAGAUGUGGUGUUGACGCUGAACCAAUGCACCGCUAUCGACCAGGUGGCUACCAUCCCGUUGCGUUAGGCGAUUCCCUUAGCGAUGGACGGUAUAAAGUCCUUCAUAAGCUUGGCUGGGGCAGCUAUUCGACAACUUGGGCCGCCAAGGACCAGACGCAUGAUCGCUAUGUUGCACUCAAGAUCACAGUUGCCGAAGCGAGAAGUCGGGAUACCAAAAUAUUACAAAGGCUUGCUGCUUCACCAAGAAAUCACGAGGGGUCGUGUUACGUGAACCAAAUGUGGGAUCAAUUCACUCUUAUUGGCCCCAAUGGCUCACACGAUUGUUUAGUAUUGGAUCUCGUUGGGCCCAAUAUUGCAGACAUCAUUGAUAGCCACUGCAGAGGUGACAGACUGCCGUCUCACGCUGCAAAGUCGAUCUCGAGACAGGUAUUGCAAGGCAUCGAUUAUCUUGCUUCCAACGGCAUCGGGCAUGGUGACCUUCACACUAGGAAUAUUGCUCUAGAGAUUCCGGAGCUGCAUUUGUUAAGCGAAAGAGAUUUCAUUGCUAGGCUUGGUGAGCCUGAGAUGGGCUUAGUCACCAGGCGAGACGGCAAGUCCUUGUCAUCCAAUAUACCAACAUGUAUCGUCCGACCUUCAUCUUUCAGACACAAGGACGUCCAACGGCUGCUCUCGUCGCCAUCUAUCAAGAUAAUUGACUUUGGUGAAGCUUUCUUCAACCACGAUACGCUCAAUACAUUGCAUACCCCGCUACCAGUACGCGCACCAGAGAUUGUGUUUGGAGACCGACUCGAUAACCGAGUAGAUUUAUGGAGCACAGGAUGUCUGGUAAUCACCACCUGAUAAUGAAGAUUUCAUCUGCUAACAGGCACAGAUGUUUGAGCUGGUGACUGGGCAGCCCCCGUUUGACGUUGUCAUGUUAACUCCCCCCAUGUUGGUCCAGCAAAUGAUAGAGCUUAUAGACGAUGAGCUACCGUCAAGGUGGCAAGUUAAAUGGAAAGAAAUGAAAGGGGAGGGAUUGCAGCAGCAGGAUGCUUGGAAGUUGCAGAGUUGGAUGGAAGAAGUGUAUUUCGAUAACAACAAGCAUCUAGAGUUCACAAGGGACGAGCUAAGGGCUAUAGCGAAGUUGAUUGCAAGACUUAUGAGAUUUGAACCCUCAACGAGGGCCACGCCAAGCGAGCUUCUUGCUGAUCCUUGGUUUCAAUGACUACUCCAAGAACCGCCGCAAAUUCUUAACUUCAGCAAAUAAAACAGGCUUUGCUCCUAGGUCCAGCAGUAGUCAUGCUUUCCCAUAGCUCCGACCUGGCAU